AACAACUCAUCAAGAUCGGAGCGACAUAUCGCCAUGGGAUGCCAUGGGCUCAGGUACACCGAGUAUCCGUCCCUGUACUGCGGGCCAUGCAAUGUGAAUCGAGAUGCCUCGGUGAAACCAACCGAUGCGGUGAUUUUUCUCUAUGUGCACCGGGAGAGUAGCACCUUCAGGCAUGCCAUCGAAGCAGCUGCCUCCUCUUGGAAGUAUUGCUGCAGCCCCGGUGUCCUACAAGGUCCCUUUGAUUUCAGGUGCGAGGUGUGUCAUGUCAGCACUCGCACUGCAGCGGAUUUUGCUGCGCACAACGCAGGAAAGAUGCAUCGGAAACGCGUGGCUUUGGAGGAGCAUUGGGAAGCCGCCCUCAACGCCUCCCGUGGUCGAUUGAUGGAAGUGACCUGCAAUCUACAUGGAGAAGGAAAAGACCACAAGGACGUGUCUACGGUGUCUGCAAUGGUCUUGUUGGCAUCCAGACUGUUCUGGUGGGUCUCCACCUACUGUCCCUGCGGUCCUGCCCCAUUCUCCCGUGCCGUUCCCGGCAUGCCGCGUCUCCAAGUGCAUCCCAUCGCCUCCCGCGCCCUCGAUGUGGACCUCGACGAUGGAACGACGCUGGCGGCGUUGAAGCGGGCGCUGGCGGAGCGCACGGGGAUCGCGGUGGAGGAGCAGCGGCUGGUGCUGCGUGGCAAGCUGCUGGAGGAGACAACUGGGGCAGGAAUUUUGAGGGAUGGGCGGCUCACCCUGCAAAAGGAUGACGUUGACGUCUCUUCCAUCGAUGGACGCAUUUUCCUGGCGCGGAGAACCACUGGACGUCGCGGCGAGACUGAAGAGGUUCAACUGACCGUGAAGAUGGUGGAUGGGGUGUCUCAUCCAGGGAUUCGAAUCAACAGCUCCUUGGAUCGUUUGGCCCGGGACUUUCAGCAAGAGGUCUUGCUUCAGAUGAAUUUACCUCUCGAACUUGGCUACAAAUUUGUGACAAAGGGCCGCUUGAUUAGCGAGGUGCUGGAAUCUGGGGGGAAACUGGGAAGACCUGGCCUGGUGACUUGA
Messenger RNA from Cladocopium goreaui, 1038 nucleotides. Lineage: Eukaryota; Dinophyceae; Suessiales; Symbiodiniaceae. The record is from the annotation of a GenBank genome assembly.